AUUUUAUAUACAUAUUUUUUUAAUUAAUAAAUAAAAAUAACCACCACGACCAUUUUAUUUUUUUAAAACAAAAUAUAUUUAUUUAAUAUUGUGUAUUUUUAGUAAUAAAUAAAAAAUUAUAUAUUUAUAUAUAUAGUUUAAUUAAAAAAAAAAAAAAAACUAUAAAAAUCAAAUGCAAGAACCAAUUGAUAUAACACCUUCAGACCAAAAUUUUAUAUACGAACAAUUAGCACCAUUGGGUGGAUUAUUUGGUGAAGAAGUAACAUGUCAAUGUCCAAUUUAUUCAACAGAAGAAGAUAAGGAUCGAGAAUUAUCACAAAGUAUAUUAGUUAUAGGAAAAUAUAGGGUUUUAUUAAUAAAAAAAGAAAAGAAUACAAGAAAAGUUAAAAAAUCUAUUCACUUAUAUGACUUGAUAGAAAUUUCAGAACCAGAAAUCAAUGCAAGUUUUUUUGGGGAACCAAAUACAAUCGAAAUUAAAUAUAAAGAUAAUUCACCUUCAAAUAAAGAUAGUGGCAAUAACAGCAAUAUAAAAUCAUUUUUAAUUAAAUCGCCAAAUAAAGAAAUUGAAAUUAUUAUAAUUAAAACAUUGGCAUUAACAUCAUUUUCCAUUUCAAAAGGAUUCCCAGAAAAUUAUUUAUUAAAGAUUAAAUUACCAACUACCAGAUACCCACAUUUAAAGUUUGAUCAUGAAAUUGGUAUCCAAGAUGGCAAGGGUAUUGCAGAACAAUAUAUAGCGCACAGCCAUUAUUUUAACACAAAGUCAACAUUAGAUUAUUUACGUCACUUGGAAACACUUUAUUUAACAAGAUAUCCAGAGUUAGAUUUUUCAGAGAUUCCAGGUAUUGACCCAACAUGUUCCCUUAAUUUCAAUCUAUAUACCUCAAUCAUUACACUUCGUCAUAAUAAUUUUAUUCGUUCACUCAAACUAUCUAGCUUACCACAUGUUAAUAUUACUGCUGCUGUAGGUGAAAUGAUGCUAACUAAUACAACCAUCACAGAAUUAACAUUGUCAAAUCUUUUAACCGAACAAUCUUUUGCCCCAAUUGGUAACUUUUUAAAAUAUAAUCCAUAUACAAGUUUACAAGUUUUAAACCUCUCAAAUAAUAUAAUGGCCUAUGACUCAGUAGUUUCACUCUGCGAUGGUUUGGCUCAUUUCAAUCACUCUUUGGUUACAUUAAAUUUGGCAAGUUGUCAAAUACCUUCAAAAGGAAUUGCUUUACUUUUUGAUUCGCUCCAAAAGAACUUUGCCAUGUCGUUAACUUUGGAAGUACUUGUAUUAUCAGAUAAUAGAUUCCAAGACGCUGGUAGUAAAGCAUUUGCUUCAUGGUUAAGUAAAAUUAAAGGCGAAAAUAGUUUAAGAAAGUUAAUUUUAUCAAAUACUCAAUUAAAUAUAUCUGUAAUUGCUCCUCCACUUCGUACUCUUUCUUUGGAAAGUUUAGAUUUAUCAAAAAAUUCAAUGAGCAUUUCAACUGCUCGUAGUUUAGCAGUCGAUGCACUAGAAUCCAUCCCAUCACUAAAAUAUUUAAAUCUUUCAAAUUGUGGGCUCGUUGGUGAUUCCGUACAAACUAUACUUGUUGCUUUAGCCAAUAAUAAGAAUUCUAUAAAGAACCUCACUGUCAACUUUCAAUCUAAUGGCUUUGCCAAUAAAACCUAUUUGGCAUUAAUUUCUGUUUUACCAAGCUGCAAGGGAUUUUUAAGAGGUUUAGAUUUAUCAUUUAAUAGCUUCAAUAGUAAACAGCUUCAAGACAUUGUUCAUUGUUUGUUAGGCAGUAAUUUGGAAUCAUUGGAUAUUGGUAAUAAUUAUAUGGAUGAAGCAUUAGCUAACAAAUUAAUAGAAUUGGUCAAAGAGAAUGGUAUUCAAAAACUAGGAUUUGGUCAUUUAAAUAAACCUUUGGGAUCAUCAUUACACGAAUUAAUUGCUGCUCUUGGAACUUGUAAAUCAAUUCAGGUAUUGGAUUUAAUGGGUAAUGGUUUAGAUGACCAAGGUGCAUGUAUUUUAGCAGAUUGUAUUCGUCAUAGUAAAUCACUUAAACGUGUUUAUAUAGCAGGAAAUAAAUUUACAGCUGUUGGUUGGCAAAGUAUUUCAUCACCAUUGCUCUAUUAUAGAAAUACAUCGUUGGUCCACAUUGACCUUCCAUUAAUGACCGAUGUUAUACUUGUCAGCGAUUCAAACCCAACACCAUUAACACCAGUGAAGCGUGAACUACUUCAAAUGACAAUCACCAAAAUUCGUAAUCAAUUAUCUCUCAACAAAAAUAAAGUACCAUCAUCUUCAAGAUUCGCCUAUUUACCUCAAACUGAUCCACCACUUUACGUUAAACCAGUUGCAAAUGUACCAGAAUAUCUCUCUCAAUAUGUACUAUCACCUGUAGAACAGAAACUUUUAGAAAAAGUAAAUUUAAAUAGUAAUAACAAUACUUCUAAUGGUAGCAUUAAAAUCAACUUAAAUGUUCAAUCUGGUACCAGUUCAAUUGGAUCAAGUAGUUCAAAUGGUGGCUCUUUAAGACCCUCUUUAUCCUCAAUUUUUACAAAACCAAUUAAUUUAAUAAAUGACAUUAGAAGUGGUGAAUUAACUCUUGGUGGUAAUAGUAGCGCAAACAAUUCAAGAUUAAAUUCCCCAGUACAUUUCGGUGACGAUGAUUGGAAAGGUAAUCGUAAUGAUGAUGAUAGACAAGAAAAUAAAUAAACAAAUAAAUAAAUAUAAAAUAUAUCUUAUUUUUUUUU
Messenger RNA from Dictyostelium purpureum, 2724 nucleotides. RefSeq lists its product as uncharacterized. Gene Ontology annotation, biological process: regulation of Arp2/3 complex-mediated actin nucleation; cell migration. Bases 173 to 2686 code for a protein of 837 amino acids. Lineage: Eukaryota; Evosea; Eumycetozoa; Dictyosteliales; Dictyosteliaceae. Gene Ontology annotation, molecular function: protein binding. The transcript is spliced from 2 exons. Gene Ontology annotation, cellular component: plasma membrane; lamellipodium. The record is from RefSeq and is a predicted model, not a curated record.